This is a messenger RNA of Pogoniulus pusillus (Red-fronted tinkerbird), 3481 nucleotides long. RefSeq names its product DENN domain containing 6B (gene DENND6B). Gene Ontology annotation, cellular component: recycling endosome. NCBI's taxonomy places the organism in Eukaryota, Metazoa, Chordata, Aves, Piciformes, Lybiidae. The record is from RefSeq and is a predicted model, not a curated record. The coding region runs from base 8 to 1753 and encodes 581 amino acids. The transcript is spliced from 20 exons. Gene Ontology annotation, molecular function: guanyl-nucleotide exchange factor activity.
CGCUGCCAUGGACGCGCUGUGCCGGGCCGAGCCCCGGCCCCGCCGCCCCGAGCCUGCGGCCGCCGCCGCUGCCGCCUCCUCCUCCUCCCUGCUGCCCUGGGCUCGCUUCUCCGCCUGGCUUGACUGUGUCUGCGUGGUCACUUUCGACCUGGAGCUGGGCCAGGCUAUGGAGCUGGUGUACCCCUGUGACUUCAGGCUGACAGAGAAAGAGAAGACCAGUAUCUGCUACUUGUCCUUCCCAGACUCCUACUCAGGUGGCCUGGGGGAUACUCAGUUCAGCUUCCGCCUUCGGCAGUCUGGGGGCCAGAGGAGCACUCACUACGAGCAUGAUGGAGAGUACAACAGAGAAGCACCUCUGACACUGCAGAGGGAGUCAGCUCAUUAUUUUGGUUACGUCUUCUUCAGGCAGGUCAAGGACAGCUCGAUGAAGAGAGGUUAUUUUCAGAAGUCUUUGGUGCUGGUGUCACGACUUCCAUAUGUCAACUUGUUCCAGUCCUUGCUGCAGCUGAUUGCUCCGGAAUACUUUGACAAGCUGGAGCCAUGCCUGGAGGCAGUGUGCAACGAGAUUGAUCAGUGGCCACCUCCUGUGCCAGGACAGACCCUGAACCUUCCAGUGAUGGGAGUUGUCAUUCAGGUGAGGAUCCCAUCAAGGGUGGACAAACCAGGAUCAAGCCCAGUGAAGCAGUGCAACCAAGAGAAUCUGUUGCCAGCCCCAAUGGUUCUCCCCAGUAUUCAUGAACUGGAUCUCUUCAGGUGUUUCCAGCCAGUCCUCAUUCACAUCCAGAUGUUGUGGGAGCUGAUGUUGUUGGGAGAGCCAAUCGUGGUGAUGGCACCAUCCCCUACCGUGUCUUCAGAAAUGGUUCUGGCACUCACCAGCUGCCUUGCUCCUCUGAGGUACUGCUGUGACUACCGCCCCUACUUCACCAUCCACGACAGCGAGUUCAAGGAGUACACCACCAGGACUCAAGCUCCGCCAAACAUAGUUCUGGGAGUCACAAACCCUUUCUUCAUCAAAACUCUCCAGCACUGGCCACACAUCCUUCGGAUUGGGGAGCUCAAAAUGUCAGGAGACCUGCCCAAGCAAGUCAAGGUGAAGAAGUUAGCUAAACUAAAGACUCUGGACACCAAACCAGGAAUCUACACGUCUUACAAAACCUUCCUUCACAAAGACAAGACCCUGAUCAAGAGGCUACUCAAGGGCAUCCAGAGGAAACGUCCCUCUGAAGUCCAAAGUGCCCUCCUGAGGCGUCACCUCCUGGAGCUCACCCAGAGCUUCAUCAUCCCGCUGGAGCACUACAUUGCAAGUCUGAUGCCUCUGCAGAGGGCCAUCACUCCAUGGAAGAACCCUCCCCAGAUCCGUCCUUUCCGUCAGGAGGACUUCAUGAAGACCCUUGAACACGCUGGUCCCCAGCUGACCUGUGUCCUCAAGGGGGACUGGUUAGGCCUCUACAGGCGUUUCUUCAGAUCUCCCAACUUUGAUGGCUGGUACCGGCAACGGCACAAGGAGAUGACCCAGAAGCUGGAGGCCCUGCACUUGGAGGCCAUCUGUGAAGCAAACAUCGUGGCCUGGAUGAAGGACAAGUCUGAGGUGGAGAUUGUAGACCUGGUGCUAAAACUUCGUGAGAAGCUGGUCAGAGCCAGGUGCCAGCACCUCCCUGUGAAGGAGGAGACCCUGCAGCGUGUGGGCCUCUACAUUGAGACCAUCAUCGGUUCCUUGCCUGAGGAUCUCCAGGCUGUGUUGAACCACCACUGAGCUUGGUGAAGGGACUCUGCUGAAGAAGGAAGGACCCAAGCUACAGUUGAGUUUGGAAAGGAAACUUCUUCCCUGAUCCAGAUCUGGCUCCCAACUUGGGGAUGCUCCUGAGCAUGUGGACGUGUGGGUCAGAGGUGUAGAAGAAAUGGAGUACCACAGUCACUGCCCAGUCCUGCUUUGAGGGGCUGGAUUAGGGGACCCUAAAGGAGAAACUCUUCUUUGGGUGGUUGUUCCUAAGUCAGAAGGUGACCACCAGGCUUCCAGCAGUAUGGGGCAGGCUCUGCUAAACACAUCUUGUCCAUCCAUGCUCCUCCAGCUCUAGUGCUUGGGCUCUCAGUGUUUCAGUGCCACCAUCCUGUGCAGUAGAAGCAGGACCAGCCCUGCAGCGGGGAGUUGUUGUUUGAGGACAACUGCUGGUGAUCAUCAGAGAGAUCCUAGAUUCCCACCUACAGACCAUGUGAAGAAGUCAUCACUGCCCCUUCAGCAACCUGCUGGAUGUGGAAUGUUGAUCUUUUAGUCCAAGAUAAAAGAAGAGGUUGGUGCCUCUGCAAGGAAGAAGCUCUUCAGAGGUCACAGCAUGGUACUGUGAGGACACCAACAUCUCCUGGAGCUCCACAGAGAGGAGCUGGCCUCCAUGUGUAAUUUAUUCUGCUUGAAUCACAGAAUGGUAGAGGUUGGAAAAGACCUCUGGAGAACAAGUUCAACCCCCCUGCCAAGGCAGGCUCACCUAAAGAAGGUCCCACAGAAAUGCAUCCAGGUGGGUUUGGAAUGUCUCCAGAGAUGAAGACUCCAAGAAAAACCACCUUGGUGUGCCCUGAUCAGUACAAGUGAGCUGGAGCUCCACCUUGGACCAUGAGACACCUCAGGUCCCCCACUCACUGACAAAACCUACUGGAGAACCUGAUCUGGGGUUAUCUGCACCAAGGUGAGGAGCUCGGAGUGGUCCUGCUGUGAGGUGUGUGCUGAGGUCACCAAGGAGCAGCUACUCCAGCUCACCACAACUUCUUGGGACCAUCACCCAGCUUGGUCAUUCUGUUGCUCUUCAUCUCUUGGCAAAGAGAGAGAAGUGUCUUCUGCUGGGAGGAAUGUAGAGAAGAGUUGAGGUUCUGUUGCCAGCUUUGGAGGUCUUUUUUUCCCACUUGGAAAUGGAUUGGGAUUCUACCUUGGACAUGGAUCAGCUGUGACCCCAGGGUUGUUUGCUUCUGCUCUUACUUCAUCUUGUCACCUCCCAGUCUGACCAGUCUGCCUGAAGAAUGGUUUUGAGGAUGGCUUUGGUAGCCUGAUGGACUCCUGCUCUGGCAGAAGACCUGGAAUUUUACCUCUGCACUUGGCAUUUCAUCCAAGACAUUCCCAAAGCUCCCAGACCUCAUGGGCUGGAAGCUGUGCUGCUUCUCCAGCCCUCCCUGCUUGUUGCUGUGAUGUCUUGGGAGAAGUUGGUGGAUCUCAAGAGGUUCCCAUGGUUUCCUUCCCAUGGACAAUGCAGGAACAGCAGGAAGCUGCUUGGUUUUCCCACUGCUUUUCCAACCUGGAAGCAAGGACAUGUGACCACAGCUCCCUGUAGUAAGGAUUUGUGGUCAUGACUCCUGAGGGCAACCCUUUCUGGCCAGUGUAUAUUGUGUACAUAGAGCUGGUGAGGACCUCCAUGCGGGAGCUCUGCUGUGACCCUGGUGGGCAGGAGAACUGAUGGAGAGGAGAAACAGAAAUGAAUUACACAAAUCCUUGACUCCA